GUUCGUUGACGCAGCGGAACUGGCAGUGGUAGCUGGAGGACCUGCACUCAUCGACGUCUGACAAGGCGGGUCGGGGGAUUAAUGCCGCAAAUUCUGGAACUUUCCACAAGAAAAAAAGUAAACUGAAGGAACCGCCAUUAGAGGACGUCCGUGAAACGGGAAGUAAGAAGGAACGGUUGUUCCCUCCCACCUGGAAGCCUGGCUCGCACUGACAGGAGAAGGAUCCGGGGACGUUGACGCAGCGGUGCUGGCAGUACCUGAACCUGCACUCGUCUAUGUCUGGAGGAUCUGAGCCAAGAAGUAAACUACACAGCCACGUUAUCUUGGCUCCAGUGAGCAGCCAAGUGCAGCAGGAGGAGCGGAGCAGACAGCAGGGCAGUCGGGCAGCUGUGACGUUUUAUGGCCUGGACCAGACAGCUGGGAUAGAGCGCUGCAGCUUCACGCGCAGCUCAGCAGGCUCGUUAAACUGGUGGAGGCAGACAUUGUUGUGAUAGCAGGUCAGCUCCGGAGGAUGAAGCGCCUGUAAUGAACAGAAGACACCGCCGCUCCGUCCACGGAAAUCUGCCUCCAUUCAACCGAAGCAUAGCAGAGCCUGACGACGCGAUGCCGCUGACCUGAAAACCCACAACAUCUGCGAGGUUUUGCAUCCGUGGGUAGCGGGGUAUAAUCUCGGCGGACCCAAUCGGAGAUAAGCACCUCCACAGGGCGGAUGUUUUCUCGAGAAAACGGGCUGUUGAGCUCCGAGAGGCCUUUGGAAAACACAGCCUGCUGCUGAGAUGAUGAUGAUGAUGAUGAUGGACUGACAUUAAUCGGAGCUUGAGGUGCAUCCUCACACCCGACCUCAUUAAGGCCUUGAAGAAAGCAGUCUAAAUAAAGAAAUCACAUGACACAAGAAGCGGAUGAUGUGAAAACUCUCAGCUGAGCAUCAAAUACAGCAACAUUUGUGGGGGGGUUGAAUAAUUUCUCAGGGACUCCAUAGGUUUUCUCGCUCACAAUGGGCAGUGAAGGUGAGAUCAUAACCAGAGAGCUGUCAAAGGUCUCUGAUGAGGAUUUGCUGGCCUGCUCCAAAGAGGAGCUGGUGAGCCGGUUGCGUAAGGAGGAGUCGGAAAAGAUCUCCGCUCUGAUCCAGCGCGGCAGGCUCAUCAAGGAGGUCAACAAGCAGCUGCAGGGCCACCUCCUGGAAAUCAGGGAACUAAAAGUCAUCAACCAGCGCCUGCAGGAGGAGAACACCGAGCUGCGGGACCUCUGCUGCUUCCUGGACGACGACAGGCUCAAGGUGAAGAAGCUGGCAAGGGAGUGGCAGCUGUUUGGCCACCACGCCGCCAAGGUGAUGCGGGAGGACCUGGGCGGCUACCUGAAGAAGCUCGCCGACCUGGAGCGCAUGCAGGACGGACUGGUGAAGGAGAACCUGGACCUGAAGGAGCUGUGCCUGGUGCUGGAGGAGGAGUGUGUGAGCAGGAGCGACUCCAGCCCGGGCGGCUCCACGGAGCUCAACCUACCCUGCAUGGUGGCCCGGGACUUGGGAGACGGAAGCUCCAGCACGGGCAGCGUGGGAAGUCCAGACCAGCUCCACCUGGUGUGCUCACCUGACGACUGACGGCCGCCGGAGGGGCUUUGGACUCCACGGACUAAAUUGGAGGCAUUAAAGGAUAGAUACUCCAGGAUCAAAAAAAGAAAAAUGUUAAAAGGUUAUUAGAUGCUAAUAUCUUUGCAUAUUAAAUAUUUAAUAUGCAAAUGUGCGCAAAACUUUCC
Molecule: messenger RNA, 1752 nt
Organism: Poecilia reticulata (guppy)
Lineage: Eukaryota; Metazoa; Chordata; Actinopteri; Cyprinodontiformes; Poeciliidae
Gene: ccdc85b
Product: coiled-coil domain containing 85B
Biological process (GO): negative regulation of DNA-templated transcription
Cellular component (GO): nucleus
Source: RefSeq, a predicted model, not a curated record